Messenger RNA from Ylistrum balloti, 2202 nucleotides. RefSeq names its product sideroflexin-2-like. The transcript has 11 exons. Gene Ontology annotation, cellular component: mitochondrial inner membrane. Gene Ontology annotation, molecular function: monoatomic ion transmembrane transporter activity. Gene Ontology annotation, biological process: serine import into mitochondrion; monoatomic ion transport. The record is from RefSeq and is a predicted model, not a curated record. NCBI's taxonomy places the organism in Eukaryota, Metazoa, Mollusca, Bivalvia, Pectinida, Pectinidae. The coding region runs from base 46 to 1029 and encodes 327 amino acids.
UUCUACGUAUAAUGUGCAGGUGCUCCAGCCAGAGAUCUCGUCAAGAUGACCUUAGAAUCUGCAGUUAAUUUGAAUGAGCCUAUCUGGGACCUAUCAAAGUUUCAAGGAAGACUUCGCUACUAUGCUUGGAUCACUGAUACCCGUUUGACAUUGAUCCCAACAAAAACAUUAUAUCAGUAUAAGGACUUAGUGGACUACUACAGUAAAAACAAAAGCCUACCAUCUGGGUUGACGGUGGCAGACUACCGACGUGCCCAGCAGGCAACACUGUCAGCAUUUCACCCAGACACAGGUGUACUGCAAAAUGUUAUAGGAAGGAUGUCUUUCCAAGUCCCAGGUGGCAUGGUUCUUUGUGGAUGCAUGGUAACAUUUUACAGGAGUCCGGCAGCAGUUGUAUUCUGGCAAUGGACCAAUCAGUCAUUUAAUGCUAUUGUUAACUAUACUAAUGCACCUGGCUGUUCCAGUGAUACCAAAAAAAUCAUGUUUGCAUAUGUGACUGCUACUACAAGUGCAUUAGUGACCGCCCUAGGACUGAAAGCUUUCCUUGCAAAAAAUGCUUCUGCCCUGCUACAGAGGUUUGUUCCCUUCGCUGCUGUGGCUGCUGCUAAUGCUGUGAACAUUCCACUAAUGAGACAAAAUGAGAUUAUAGAUGGAGUUACAGUUUAUGACGAAAACAAUAAGGAAGUGGGGAAAUCCAAGUAUGCUGCUAUGAAAGGGAUCCUUCAGGUGUUUAUAUCCAGAUUAUUUAUUGUAACUCCCUGUAUGACUUUGAUACCUCCUGUCAUGAUGCGGUUAGAAAAAUACGCCUGGAUAAAAAAAUAUGGCCGCUUUGUCAAUGCACCACUCCAAGUCUUUUUCUCAGGAAUUUUUUUUGUUGGCUGUGUUCCUAUAGGUUGUGCACUGUUUAACCAAAGAUGUUCAGUAACAACUGAACGUCUGAAGACAGUUGAACCAGCUGCAUAUGAGAAAAUGAAAAUGGACCUCAAUGGUGAACUCCCACAAAGAGUUUUCUUUAACAAAGGACUCUAAUGCUGUCAAAUAGAUCUGGUGAUAUUCACUCAUGAACCUGCCAAAACAAAUCAUGAUUCUUCAUAUGAUUUUCAUUCAAAAUGUGCUAAAUUGUGACAUGAUCAUUAACGGAUCAUUGAUAUUGGUUUUUUUUGUAUGAUGAGUUACAUUUACAGGAGUGAUGAGUCACCUAUGUUUCAUUAUACAGGUAUCAUGAGUCACCUGUAUUUUAUCUAUAGGUAUGGUGAGUUACCUAUGCUUCAUGUAAAGGUGUGAUGAGCUACCUGUGUUUCAUGGACAGGUGUAAUGAGUUACCUGUGUUUCAUGUACAGGUGUGAUAAGUAACCUCUGUUUCAUGUACAGGUGUGAUGAGCUACCUGUGUUUCAUGGACAGGUGUAAUGAGUUACCUGUGUUUCAUGUACAGGUGUGAUAAGUAACCUCUGUUUCAUGUACAGGUGUGAUGAGCUACCUGUGUUUCAUGGACAGGUGUAAUGAGUUACCUGUGUUUCAUGUACAGGUGUGAUAAGUAACCUCUGUUUCAUGUACAGGUGUGAUGAGUUACCCGUGUUAUAUGAAUAAGUGUGAUGAUUUACCUCUGUUUCAUGUACAGGUGUGAUGAGUUACCUCUGUUUCAUUGACAGGUAUGAUAAGUUACCUCUGUUUCAUGUACAGGUGUGAUGAGUUACCUCUGUUCCAUGUACAGGUGUGAUGUGUUACCUCUGUUUCAUGUACAGGUGUGAUGAGUUACCUCUGUUUCAUGUACAGGUGUGAUGAGUUACCCUUGUUUUGUUUGUAGGUAUUAUGAGUUACCUGGGUUUCAUUUACAACCUGAGUCACAGAUGGUAGACAGUGCUGUGACUACCCUAUAUUUAAGUAUUGUGAUAAUAUUAAGUAUUAAAAACUGGCUUCAUUGUAGAAUACAGGUACAUAUCUACUUAAUACUCAUUUUAUGAAACCCAUAUUUAGAAACAGAGAAAUAUACAAUGUAAUGGGCAUUCUAUAUGAUCUAUAUGAUUGAUUUUAUUUUUAAAAAAGCAACAUUUACAUUAUUUAUCUUGUAAUUCACUCUUUAUAAAGAAAUUACUCCUGUAUGUUUAUGGUAAAUGAUGUUACUGCUGAGCUCCACUUGUAGUGAGGAACAUCUGCAUUAGCCAUGAUUUAGACUCUACAGGAUAGAAGUGCAAAACUAUACA